Messenger RNA from Nicotiana attenuata, 990 nucleotides. Its product is annotated as probable LRR receptor-like serine/threonine-protein kinase At3g47570. Gene Ontology annotation, molecular function: protein kinase activity; ATP binding; protein binding. Lineage: Eukaryota; Viridiplantae; Streptophyta; Magnoliopsida; Solanales; Solanaceae. The transcript has a single exon. Gene Ontology annotation, biological process: protein phosphorylation. The record is from RefSeq and is a predicted model, not a curated record. The coding region runs from base 1 to 990 and encodes 329 amino acids.
AUGAGUCUAUGGAGCCUCAAAGAUCUUGUAGAGCUUGACUUCUCCAAUAAUUCUUUGGUUGGUUCUUUACCUCCAUAUUUCGGAAAUUUGAAUGCCAUAACAGUAGUAGAUUUGUCGAGGAAUCACCUUUCAGGAAGUAUUCCAACCAUGGUUGGAGACUUGCAGAAACUAAUUUAUCUUUCUUUGGCUUUCAAUGAGUUACAAGGAUCUAUUCUUGAGUCACUCGGAAAAAUGAUAAGUUUGGAAUCGGCGGAUCUAUCCAAUAACAUUCUUUCAGUUAUGAUUCCAAAAUCAUUAGAGGCACUUCGGUAUCUGAAGGAUUUCAAUGUAUCAUUCAAUAGGUUAGAAGGUGAAAUCCCAAGUAAAGGACCUUUUCUCAAUUUCACCUCUCAAUUUUUUAUGGGAAAUGAGGAGUUAUGUGGUGGUUUCCUUUUCCGACCUUUUAAGGCUAGGCUUGUUCAUCACUCAUGGAGAAGCAGAUUUCUGUUGAUUGUACUUGUCCCAUUGGCGGUUUCAUUUAUGGGACUUGGCUCAAUUGUUAUGUUCAUGUUCAGGAGAUGUAGAAAUGUUCCAACACAAGUCGAAUCCUUACCUGCAACAACGAUACUAGCCAGGAUCUCAUACAUUGAAAUCGAAAGGGCAACUCAGGGGUUCGACCAAUGCAACUUGCUAGGCCAUGGAGGUUUCGGUUCUGUUUACAAGGGCAUCUUUGCGAAUUGGAUGGUUUUGGCAGUCAAAGAGUUUAAUUUACAGAUUGAAGGUGCAUUUAAGAGUUUUGAUACUGAAUGUGAAGUUCUACGCAACCUUCGCCAAAGAAAUCUUACCAAAGCUAUCAGUAGUUGUACUAACAUGGAUUUUAAAGCAUUACUUCUAGAGUACAUGCCUAAUGGAAGCCUAGAGCAAUGGUUACAUUCUGAUGAUUACUUCUUGAAUAUGAUCCAAAGAUUAGACAUAAUGGUCGAUGUUGCAUCAGCUUUGGAAUAUCUCUGA